Messenger RNA from Manduca sexta (tobacco hornworm), 1610 nucleotides. RefSeq names its product acetylcholinesterase-like. Gene Ontology annotation, molecular function: acetylcholinesterase activity. Gene Ontology annotation, cellular component: plasma membrane. The record is from RefSeq and is a predicted model, not a curated record. NCBI's taxonomy places the organism in Eukaryota, Metazoa, Arthropoda, Insecta, Lepidoptera, Sphingidae. Gene Ontology annotation, biological process: choline metabolic process; acetylcholine catabolic process in synaptic cleft.
CAGGUACAGCCACAGCUGUUUGGUACCAGAGUGAAACCAGAAAUGUGUUACAACAAGUACCUGAUUAAGCUGGCGGACUAUUUCCGAUUGUGCUUUGCAGCAUCUCGUUAAGUGCCGAUUUGACCACUUUAUUCGAAAUGAUUAACUACAGGAAAAUUGUAUUUACCAAACUGUUACUUUGCUUUUAUAUGUCGGGUGCGUGGGGACGAUCAUGGGCUAACCAUCAUGACACGACUACGUCGACAACGCAAACUACUCCCACUACUAGUCCUAUACCAAAGAAUUUCCAUAAUGAUCCACUUAUCGUAGAAACCAAGAGCGGUCUCGUUAAAGGCUGCGAAACAGUAAUGGGCCGAGAGGUACAUUUUACCGGCAUCCCAUUCGCUAAACCUCCCCUCGGACCUCUCAGGUUUCGAAAACCAGUUGCAAUUGAACCGUGGCAUGGGGUUUUGGAAGCCACGUCGAUGCCAAAUAGUUGUUACCAAGAAAGAUACGAAUACUUUCCCGGAUUUGAAGGGGAGGAAAUGUGGAACCCGAACACAAACAUAUCAGAGGAUUGUCUCUAUCUGAACAUAUGGGUGCCGCAACACUUAAGGGUUCGCCAUCACCAAGACAAGCCUCUUACAGAGAGACCUAAAGUGCCAAUAUUAGUCUGGAUUUACGGUGGUGGCUAUAUGAGUGGAACGGCUACACUUGACCUAUAUAAAGCGGAUAUAAUGGCUUCUUCCAGUGAUGUUAUAGUAGCUUCUAUGCAGUAUAGGGUUGGCGCAUUUGGAUUUUUAUAUUUGAACAAAUAUUUCUCUCCUGGGAGUGAGGAGGCGCCAGGCAACAUGGGAUUGUGGGAUCAGCAGCUCGCAAUUCGUUGGAUUAAGGAUAACGCACGUGCUUGGGGUGACCCUGAUUUAAUUACUUUAUUUGGGGAGUCAGCUGGUGGCGGUAGUGUAAGUUUGCAUAUGCUUUCACCAGAAAUGAAAGGAUUAUUUAAAAGAGGAAUACUUCAGUCGGGAACUUUGAAUGCUCCUUGGAGCUGGAUGACUGGGGAGAGAGCGCAAGAGAUUGGGAAGGUGUUAGUUGAUGAUUGUAAUUGCAACAGCAGUCUAUUGUCUGCCGAUCCUAGCUUAGUUAUGGAUUGUAUGCGUGGAGUCGAUGCGAAGACAAUAUCAGUACAACAAUGGAAUUCGUAUACUGGUAUCUUGGGAUUCCCUUCGGCACCGACUGUUGACGGAAUAUUCUUACCUAAAGAUCCCGAAACCAUGAUGAAAGAAGGCAGCUUUCAUAACACCGAAGUACUUCUGGGAAGUAACCAAGAUGAAGGCACAUAUUUUUUGCUGUACGAUUUCCUUGACUACUUCGAAAAAGACGGGCCAAGCUUUUUGCAGAGGGAAAAGUUUUUAGAAAUCGUUGAUACAAUAUUCAAAGAUUUCUCAAAAAUUAAGAGAGAAGCAAUUGUGUUCCAAUACACAGACUGGGAAGAAAUAACUGAUGGGUAUCUAAACCAGAAGAUGAUUGCUGACGUAGUGGGCGACUACUUCUUCGUCUGCCCCACUAACUACUUCGCGGAAGUGCUCGCUGACUCAGGGGUCGAUGUCUACUAUUAUUACUUCACGCAC